AGGGCGGGGUGUCGUUCCCUUUCGCUGAUGCAAGAGCCUAGUGCGGUGGUGGGAGAAGUGUCGGCCGGAGCAACGCUGCCACUGGGGCCUGGGGCUGACCCGUCCGACUUCCCGUCUGUGCCGAGCCCACUCGAGCUGCCGCCAUGUCCGGGGAUGAGAUGAUUUUUGAUCCUACUAUGAGCAAGAAGAAAAAGAAGAAGAAGAAGCCUUUUAUGUUAGAUGAGGAAGGGGAUGCCCAGACAGAAGAAACCCAGCCCUCAGAAACAAAAGAAGUAGAACCAGAGCCCACUGAGGACAGAGAUGUAGAAGCCGAUGAAGAGGACAGUAGGAAAAAAGAUGCUUCUGAUGAUUUAGAUGACUUGAACUUCUUUAAUCAGAAGAAAAAGAAGAAAAAAACAAAAAAGAUAUUUGAUAUUGAUGAAGCUGAAGAAGGUGUAAAGGAUCUUAAGAUUGAAAGUGACAUCCAAGAAGCAGCUGAACCAGAGGAUGACCUUGACAUUAUGCUUGGCAAUAAAAAGAAGAAAAAGAAGAAUGUUAAGUUCCCAGAUGAGGAUGAAAUACUAGAGAAAGAUGAAGCUUUAGAAGAUGAAGACAGCAAAAAAGAUGAUGGUAUCUCCUUCAGUAACCAGACAGGACCUGCUUGGGCAGGCUCAGAAAGAGACUACACAUAUGAGGAGCUAUUGAAUCGAGUAUUCAACAUCAUGAGGGAAAAGAAUCCAGAUAUGGUUGCUGGAGAGAAAAGGAAAUUUGUCAUGAAACCUCCACAGGUUGUCCGAGUAGGAACAAAGAAAACCUCUUUUGUCAACUUUACAGAUAUCUGUAAACUAUUACAUCGUCAGCCCAAACAUCUCCUUGCAUUUUUAUUGGCUGAAUUGGGUACAAGUGGUUCUAUAGAUGGUAAUAAUCAACUUGUAAUCAAAGGAAGAUUCCAACAGAAACAGAUAGAAAAUGUUUUGAGAAGAUAUAUCAAGGAAUACGUUACCUGUCACACAUGCCGAUCACCGGACACAAUCCUGCAAAAGGACACCCGACUCUAUUUCUUACAGUGCGAAACUUGUCAUUCUCGAUGCUCUGUUGCCAGCAUCAAGACCGGCUUCCAGGCUGUCACAGGCAAGCGAGCACAGCUCCGUGCCAAAGCUAACUAAUUGGCUAACCACCACUGAUUUUCCAAGUGUGUUGUGGAGAUUUGGCUGGACAGGUUUACCAUCAAAGUGGAUAUAUCAUUGUAUUAAAUACAAGAUAGAAAAGCUGCCAAGUUUUUUGGCUUGUGGCUGGUUGGUCUGAAAUCUUUGCAAGAUGCCGAUGCUCAAGCUGUUGACCUACUCAUUGCCUACUUUAACAACUGUCAGAAAAACAUGAUGGGGUAAGGCGGUGCUUUUUUAAAAUCGUUCAUAGACUUAUGUAAAAUGCAAGAUAAAUUAAAGUUAUUAUAACAGUGA
Molecule: messenger RNA, 1439 nt
Organism: Prionailurus viverrinus (fishing cat)
Lineage: Eukaryota; Metazoa; Chordata; Mammalia; Carnivora; Felidae
Gene: EIF2S2
Product: eukaryotic translation initiation factor 2 subunit beta
Exons: 9
Coding region: 144-1145 (333 amino acids)
Biological process (GO): formation of translation preinitiation complex; translational initiation; formation of cytoplasmic translation initiation complex
Cellular component (GO): eukaryotic translation initiation factor 2 complex
Molecular function (GO): translation initiation factor binding; mRNA binding; translation initiation factor activity
Source: RefSeq, a predicted model, not a curated record